Zeugodacus cucurbitae (melon fly) is the source of this 1624-nucleotide messenger RNA. RefSeq lists its product as uncharacterized. Gene Ontology annotation, biological process: lipid metabolic process. The coding region runs from base 108 to 1466 and encodes 452 amino acids. Gene Ontology annotation, molecular function: phosphoric diester hydrolase activity. The transcript is spliced from 7 exons. The record is from RefSeq and is a predicted model, not a curated record. Lineage: Eukaryota; Metazoa; Arthropoda; Insecta; Diptera; Tephritidae.
UCUCCACACUUAAGCGACACUUACUUACUUUAGACGACCGCAUUGAGCGACAUUAAGAACAAUUUGAGAUUAAGUUCAAGUUUAGCAUUGCGAACAUAACAAGCGCGAUGCAUUUGGGCUUUUCGUUAUUCAUUUGCUACAAUUUGCCGUUACUACUGCGUGCGUGUCCCAUCUACCUAACAAUAUCGCUCGAUGCCAAAACGUUGCAAGAUGCCAACCUCGAGGUAAAUUGGGGUCCCGAAUGUCAUGAUCACCCGGAAUGGAUUGGUAUUUUCAGCGAAGAUCCCUCGACCACCUAUGUACAACCUGAUGCGCGUAUAACCGAUAUAACAAAUUCUUCCGGUAAGGUUUUGAGUGAUGUGAAAAUCGGUAAAUUACGCUUUCCACCCGGUUGGAAUAAUAACGAUGUGAAUGUGGUGCCCAGCGAAUAUCCGAAGGGUAAAUGUCUACCCUAUUAUGUGGCCAGUUUUAAUGGCAGUGAACUGUUGACGGUGGAAUGUUUGAAAAUACAACCGAAUUGGAUGUCCAAGUUGGAGCAUAUAGCUCAAAUGCCAUUAAAGGAUCUCUUCAUACCAGGUACUCAUGCCUCAGCUGCUUAUGUCGCCAAUUUGACUAAAACCAAAUCGGUGUUGGUUAAAGACUAUGUGGUAGCUCAACAUUUCGAUGUCUGGUCACAAUUGGUCUUUGGUAUACGCUAUCUGGAUUUCAGCAUUGGCUUUGAUAAAAUCGUAGAUGUUUACGAUUCAAAUAAUGCUGAUAACUUUUGUAUUGUCAAUGAGAACAAGCUGGUCCGCCCUUUAAGGGGUAUUUUGAAAGACGUUAAGCGUUUCGUGAAGCUCUCCCACGAGGUUGUUAUAUUGGACUUCAGUUCGUUUCCAAUUGGCUUCUACAAGCAUCCGGAACGUCAUAGCAGUCUACUACAUCUUCUGCACGAAGAAGUCGGCGAUAUUGUCUAUACCAGAAACACGAGUACACACGAGGAAGCCAAGCCAUGCUAUGAGCUCACUAUCGACGAAAUUCGACAAAGUAAUAAAUUUCUAAUAAUUUUAUAUCCAGUACAGGAAUUACCAUAUCCGGAAAGUGAGUCGAAAAUAUUAUGCGCCAACUGGAAACGGUUCUCUACCGCUUUUAUGAAUACCUCCGAGGCAUUGGAUAAUAUGCGUUUGCUAUUUAGCAAAAAGCACAAUUCACCGGUGCAAAAUGAAGGUUGGAUAUUUCAAGCCAUACGCAGCAUGGAACAGUCCUUGAAUAACAAUAAAUUGGAGACAGCCAAAGAGCGUGCCGCGCUCUUGAAUCCAAAAGUGACCAGCUGGCUCAAAGGCCCGUGGAGCUUAACCGCCAAUGUCGUGGCACUCGACUAUUUCAGUAACACGAAUAUUAUCGAUGUGGCCAUUUAUGCCAAUAUGCAUAAAGCUUUCAAUAUGGCCAAUAAGAAUUUUGUUAACUUUGAGAUUGUUAGUAAUUAAAGUCGCAUAUUAAGGCUUAGCACAGUGUGGUCCAACAGAUACAAAUUGGGUGCAAAACUAUAGCACUUAGUCAGGUUGACUCGAAUUUAGUAGAAUAUGUAUAUAAUGUGUUAACAUAAUUAUUAAAUUCAUUAAGAAUAAAGCAUAUUAAAAGUUCA